This is a messenger RNA of Triticum aestivum (bread wheat), 288 nucleotides long. RefSeq names its product early nodulin-93-like. NCBI's taxonomy places the organism in Eukaryota, Viridiplantae, Streptophyta, Magnoliopsida, Poales, Poaceae. The record is from RefSeq and is a predicted model, not a curated record. The transcript is spliced from 4 exons. The coding region runs from base 1 to 288 and encodes 95 amino acids.
AUGGCCGCCAGGAACUUCUUCGUCCGAUCCCCCACAGAGGAGGAAUCCAGCGCCGCCAUCCGAGAGGCUGUCCUGUUGGGAGGGAAGAACGCCGCCAUUGCUGGCACCGUGGUUGCGGUUCCCACGUUCGUUGCCUGCCGUGUCCUUCCUUGGGCCAAGCACAAUCUGAACUACACCGCGCAAGCGCUCAUCAUAUCGACAGCGUGUGUCGCCGGCUUCUUCAUCACCGCGGAUAAAACCAUUCUACGGAACGCAAGGCAAAACACCAUCGGGAGGAUCGACGAGUAG